GGCGCAGCAGCGAAAGCAUGGCGGCGGCGGCGGCGGCGGGGGCGGCGGAGGGGGGCUUCGGCCAGAUGGGCCUGGACGCGCGGCUCCUGCAGGCGGUGGCCGAGCUGGGCUGGGCGGCGCCGACCCCCAUCCAGGAGAAGGCGGUGCCGCUGGCGCUGGAGGGGAAGGACCUGCUGGCCAGGGCCCGGACGGGCUCCGGGAAGACGGGCGCCUACGCCCUGCCGCUGCUGCAGCGCCUGCUGGCCGCCAAGGGGGCGGCGCUGGUGGCGGAGCAGGCGGUGCGGGCCCUGGUGCUGGUGCCCACCAAGGAGCUGGCCCGGCAGGCGCUGCGGAUGCUUCGGAGGCUGGCCGCCUACUGCGCUCGGGACGUGCGCGCCGUCGACCUGGCCGGCCCGGAGGACCUGAGCGCCCAGAGACCCCUCUUGAUGGAGAAACCAGAUGUGGUGAUAGGAACACCAUCACGGGUUUUGGCACAUCUGCAAAUGCAAAACUUGAGACUGCAGAAUUCGUUAGAAAUUUUGGUGAUAGAUGAAGCUGACUUGCUUUUUUCAUUUGGCUUUGAGGAAGACUUGAAGAAUCUCCUCUGCCAUUUGCCCAAGAUCUACCAGACCUUCAUCAUGUCAGCUACCUUCAACGAGGAUGUGCAGACACUGAAGGAGCUGGUGCUGCACAACCCGGUGACUCUCAGGCUGCAAGAAGCACCCUUGCCGGACAGCUCCCAGCUGAGCCAGUUCCAGAUCAGGUGCGAGACCGAAGAGGAGAAGUUUUUGCUCCUCUAUGCCCUCCUGAAGCUUUCCCUGGUGCGGGGAAAAGUCCUCCUCUUUGUCAACAGGAUCGACCGCUGCUACCGCCUCAAACUCUUCCUGGAGCAGUUUGGGAUCGCUGCCUGUGUCCUCAACUCAGAGCUGCCUGCUCAGUCCCGAUGCCACAUCAUCAGCCAGUUCAAUCGGAGCGUCUACAGUUACAUCAUUGCCACAGAUGAGCAGGACCUGGCAGAACCAGAGGUGACUAGCAAGAAGAAGAAGAAGGGCCCCAAAGGAGAAAAGGGCCAAGAUCAGGAGUACGGGGUCUCCCGAGGCAUCGACUUCCACAACGUGUCCGCGGUCUUCAACUUUGAUUUGCCCCCCUCCUUCGAAUCCUACAUUCACCGAGCGGGCAGGACGGCCCGUGUUCAGAACCCAGGCACAGUGCUGACCUUCGUCCUGCCCUCGGAGAGGCUUCAGCUGGCCAAAAUUGAAGAGGUGCUUACCGCCGAGAGUGCAAGCAAGUGCACCUUGACGCCCUACCAGUUCCGGAUGGGGGAGAUCGAGGGGCUCCGCUACCGCUGUCAGGAUGCCAUGCGGUCGAUCACCAAGCAGGCCAUCAAAGAAGCUCGGCUCCGUGAAAUCAAAGAAGAGCUGCUCAACUCGGAGAAGCUCAAGACGUACUUCGAAGACAAUCCCCGGGAUCUGAACCUGCUGCGCCACGACAAGCCCCUUCACCCGGCCAUCGUGAAGCCCCACCUGCGCAACGUCCCAGAAUACCUGGUGCCUCAGGGUCUGCGACCAGCAGUGCCAGCCCUCGCUGGGAAGCGCAAGCGGCGGAAAUGCCCAGCCUCCACUAGCAAGGGCCAGCGGAACCCCUUGCACAGCUUCAAGAACACCAGGAAGAAGUUUCGGGCCUUGGCCAAGCCCAGAUAAGCCACCGGAGCCCUCGGCUCCCACCAGCCGCAGGAUGCCUGAGAGUGACCAGAGACCGGAGGUUCCCCUUGCCCAGAGGUCAGGAGGGGGCCCUACAGCUGCUCUCGCUCUCUCUCCCCGGUCCCUGGGCUCCUCUUGCCAAACGGCCCCUGGCUCAAUAAAUUGCGAUAGCCAGGACAAAGCCCCCUUUUCAUGGGGCACCUGGUGCCGAUUCCUGACUCCGGCUGCGUCUCUGGGGGGCUCUCGGGGGGGGGGCCCCCAAGGGGGGGGGGGGGGGGGGGGGAGGGCAUCCCGCAAACAACUCGGCCUCGUGGGAAGCAGCGCUGUGAAUUUCCAGGAGCGUUCACAGAGCAGAGGCGGCGUGCGCCCUCUUCGCAUAAAUAAAACCAACCGGCGUGGGGCUGCGGGCGUGACGGUGCGCAAGGGCCGCUCGGGGCCUGUUGCCAGAAAAGGUUCUUCCCAGCAGGCUGGAGCAGCCGGCCCCAGGGCGCCUUGCCAACCAGCAGGCUGGGGUGGCGGCUGGUGGACUCUUGCCCGGGAUGGUGGCUUUAUCAGGCGUCAAGGCCAGGACAGGAUUGUAAACCUUGAAGUGGCAGGAUAAGAGGCUCAGGGUGUCGCCUUUGCGUGGCCUGGCCUGAUGUGACGUUGCACAGGAAGGAUCAGGAGGGCAAUCGGGGCCCCAGAAGUGGGCCCCCCUCCCCCCCGGAGGGCUUUUGCUGGGCUCCACCUUUUGUACAGCCCCCCCCCCAAUUUCACCUAGCAAGGACGGGGGACUUCGUCAUUGUAUUAAAGGGCCAGAGCUACGGAGAUUUCGGGGCGAUACUUCAGAGAGGAGGAAGGAGAAGGCUGGGGCAGCCUUUGGCAGAUGCUCUGUCAGGAAAGCAGGCCAUCCGUUGGGGCUUGGCGUCCUUGGAAGGAGAAAGGCCCACCUUCACCGGAAGAUCACGCCUGGAUUUAGUGCUUGUGGGGG
Messenger RNA from Notechis scutatus (mainland tiger snake), 2649 nucleotides. It is a transcript of the gene DDX56, whose product is annotated as DEAD-box helicase 56. The record is from RefSeq and is a predicted model, not a curated record. NCBI's taxonomy places the organism in Eukaryota, Metazoa, Chordata, Lepidosauria, Squamata, Elapidae. Gene Ontology annotation, molecular function: RNA helicase activity; nucleic acid binding; ATP binding. Gene Ontology annotation, cellular component: cytosol.